Messenger RNA from Helobdella robusta, 839 nucleotides. RefSeq lists its product as hypothetical. The transcript is spliced from 4 exons. The record is from RefSeq and is a predicted model, not a curated record. Bases 43 to 447 code for a protein of 134 amino acids. Lineage: Eukaryota; Metazoa; Annelida; Clitellata; Rhynchobdellida; Glossiphoniidae.
UGACUUGUGGCUGUUGUUUGUUCCUUAAAUAAAUCCGUCGGCAUGUUUGUAUUGUUAGUUUUAUUAGGCUUUGGUCUGUGUGCUGGGAAUAUUCAAAAACCAGGAAAAUUAAUCGGAAAACUGGAAACAAUUUACCACGGAGUGACUGGUGACGUGUACGUAAGUGAAGAGAGCGACUCCAAGUUGAACAUCAUCAACUUCAACUACGACGGCGAAGGGCCUGCCACAGUUUUUUGGAUCGGUCUGAAGGGCAAGCAUGGUCCUCUGAUCGAUAGCUCAGGCAUUCUCGUUCCUGACGAAAAUGGACAGACGGGGCCGUUGAAAGAGUACAAGCAGGCCAACAUAACCAUCAACCUGCCCAACAACAUCAAGUCGUCGCAAGUCAAGUGGCUGGCUGUCUGGUGUCAGAUCUUUAAGUUGGACUUUGGACACGUGUUCUUCCCAUGAAGAGAUGCAGGCUGUUGAAAUGUUGGACCCGCGUGUUGACGAUGUUCUCGUUGAAUCAAAUGACAAAUCAAUCAACUUAAUAUUAUUUUCUAUUUCUUCGUUUUAUGAUCAUUCACGUUCGUGCUAGUUCCAUCCGAUCAAAAUCAUUUCACUAUGUUGACAAUAAUUCAUUGUGAUUUUCUGAUUAUGUUAUGUCUGUAUAAUUUAUGAGGAGCUAAUUUGUAGGAAUUAAAAAAAAUAUUUCUUACAUUUUAAAUUUCAUUUUACUGGUUAAUGAAGUUUUUAUAAACAAAACAUUAAACUAAAAAGUCAAAUUAAAAAAAAACUGGCAGUUAAAAGCCCGUGAGCAUUUUAUUCCUUAACAAAUCGGCUCUGUGUUUAUGUCUAUGUCU